AUGGGUAUCGCAGCUAAUGAUGACGUCCCCUACAGGUUUGAGCUCUUCCUGCUCGGCGACGACGAGAAGAAGGUCACCUGGGAGCUCGACACACGCGUUCCCAACACUGCAAUCUUCACCUUUAAUAAAGAAGACCACACACUCGGUAAUCUGCUCAGCGCUCGACUACAUAAAUACUCAUACAUCCGCUUCUCCGCAUACAAGAUUCCGCACCCGCUGUUCGCGACUUUCGAGCUGCGCGUCACCACAGACGGCAGCAUUACCCCCAAAGAUGCGAUUGUAACGGCAUGCAAAGACGUUGUGCAGGAUCUGGACACAUUGAGCCGGGAAUUUACAAAAGAGUGGGAGUUGAAGAAGAUCACUGCCGAGGGGCCAAAGUGA
Pseudovirgaria hyperparasitica is the source of this 381-nucleotide messenger RNA. Its product is annotated as RBP11-like subunits of RNA polymerase. Gene Ontology annotation, cellular component: RNA polymerase II, core complex. Lineage: Eukaryota; Fungi; Ascomycota; Dothideomycetes; Acrospermales; Acrospermaceae. Gene Ontology annotation, molecular function: protein dimerization activity. Bases 1 to 381 code for a protein of 126 amino acids. The transcript is spliced from 2 exons. The record is from RefSeq and is a predicted model, not a curated record. Gene Ontology annotation, biological process: transcription by RNA polymerase II.